Messenger RNA from Durusdinium trenchii, 1134 nucleotides. NCBI's taxonomy places the organism in Eukaryota, Dinophyceae, Suessiales, Symbiodiniaceae. The record is from the annotation of a GenBank genome assembly.
AUGCAGGUCGCGGAUCGUGGCCAAAGCGCUGGACAUGAGGGGUACAGCUUGAGGCCCUUGCUGAGUGCCAUGGAGGCGCAAAAGGUGGAGCCCAAUGAGGUGACCUUGACCUCCAUCUUGAGCGCUUGUGAGCGCACGCAUCGCUGGGCCGAAGCCUUGGCAGCCCUCAGUGGCAGCGCGGGGCUCCGCGCAGCUAAGCCUCAGCCGUUCCUGGCGGCAGUACACUGGAAUGCCGCGCUGGGCGCAUGUGCGGCGGGGAGCGCGUGGAAGCAGGGGUUGAGCAUUUUUGCAGAGAUGUUGUCAUCUGGAAUAGCCGAUGCAGCCAGUAUGGCCAACAUCCUGAAAGCCUUCAACAAGGCUUCUCACUGGCAAGAGGCAUUUUGGUGCCUCUUUGAAGUACCAACAGCCUUCAAGCUUGACACUUCUUGGCAUCACUAUGUCACCGUGGCGGAAUCUGGUGGCCUCCAGAGCGAAUGGCAACAAGCCUUGGACCUCUUGUUCCAUUCACCCGGUGCCAGCCAGAUCCCCGAGUCCUACCGGAUCAGUGCUGCAAUCAGUGUGUGUAAGGACGCCAUAGCGUUCAGAGGUGGAGCUGGAGCUCCACACUGGCAAUACGCCGUGGCGCUCUUCGCCUCCUCUGGCGCAGAAGCGCAUGUGGCGAACGCGCUCAUCAGCGUCUACCAGAAGGUAGCCCUUUGGGAAGCGGCGCUGGGGAUCUUUGCACAGACCCAACAGAGCCAGGUCGACUGGAUGACCACUCUCCUAGCCCUUUGUGCUGGAACCCGCUCUUUAGCGAAGCGCUUCUACUUGGAAAGUCCUGUGCGCGUGCACAUGCGCAGGGAUCCGCAAAUGCGAAACUUGUACACCAUCGACCUGCACGAACUGCCGGUGGAGGUUGCACUGCUGGCGGUGGAAGUGACUUUAGAUGAGCUAGAGCAGCUACAGGAGGAAGACGACACGAUCCUGCAUAUCAUCACUGGCCACGGCGAACACCGCAGUGGCCUGUCGGUGGUGCGGACGGCGGUGUUGUCCUUGCUGCGGGCGGUGCCCUUCGUGAUGGUUGAGAUGGACGAGUCCAAUCCGGGCCUGCUGAGAUGCAUCGUCCCAAAAGAGAGUCGCGGGUUUAGGGUUUAG